Molecule: messenger RNA, 258 nt
Organism: Lindgomyces ingoldianus
Lineage: Eukaryota; Fungi; Ascomycota; Dothideomycetes; Pleosporales; Lindgomycetaceae
Product: cytochrome c oxidase, subunit VIb
Exons: 4
Coding region: 1-258 (85 amino acids)
Cellular component (GO): mitochondrion; respiratory chain complex IV
Source: RefSeq, a predicted model, not a curated record
AUGUCCGACGAAGAGACUGAGACCAAGCCCUUCAAGUUCGUCACUGGCUUCGAUGCCCGCUUCCCGAACCAGAACCAGACGAAACACUGUUGGCAGAACUAUGUCGACUACCACAAGUGCAUCCUAGCCAAGGGCGAGGACUUUGCUCCCUGCCGCCAAUUUAAACUGGCCUACCGAUCCUUGUGCCCGAACGGAUGGACCGAGCGAUGGGAUGACCAGCGUGAAAAGGGUAUUUUCCCAUGCAAGCUUGACCAAUAG